Messenger RNA from Xyrichtys novacula (pearly razorfish), 411 nucleotides. The record is from the annotation of a GenBank genome assembly. Lineage: Eukaryota; Metazoa; Chordata; Actinopteri; Labriformes; Labridae.
AUGGUUCUCUUACAGUCUCCUGAGUUUAUUGAUCAUCUCUUCUUCUGCUUGUUUUCUUCUUCCUCAGAGUGUAAAGGAGAAGACUCAGUGACCCAGACAGAGGGAGGAAUCUUUGCUUUUGAAGGACACACAGUUACACUCAACUGUACAUUUGAGACAAGUAGUACAACUCAAACUUUGUUCUGGUAUCGACAGGAUCUUCAGGAUUUCCCAAAGUACAUGCUGAAAUCUUACUUAGGAACUGUUGAAAAUGCACCAGAGUUCAACAAAGACAGAUUUAUAGCUGCAACAAAUGGGAAACUAUUUCCUCUGGAGAUCCAGAACCUUCAUCUGUCUGACUCUGCUGUGUACUACUGUGCUCUGCAGCCCACAGUGACAGGAAACACCAAAGCUCUCUACAAAAACCAUUGA